Messenger RNA from Indicator indicator, 970 nucleotides. RefSeq names its product aldo-keto reductase family 1 member B1-like. The coding region runs from base 1 to 951 and encodes 316 amino acids. The record is from RefSeq and is a predicted model, not a curated record. Gene Ontology annotation, molecular function: aldose reductase (NADPH) activity. Lineage: Eukaryota; Metazoa; Chordata; Aves; Piciformes; Indicatoridae. The transcript is spliced from 10 exons. Gene Ontology annotation, cellular component: cytosol.
AUGGCAACCUACGUGCAGCUGAACACCAAAGCUAAGAUGCCCCUUGUGGGGCUGGGCACCUGGAAGUCCCCACCAGGGCAGGUAACAGCUGCAGUGCUGGCUGCCAUCGACGCUGGGUACCGCCACUUUGACUGUGCCUAUGUGUACCUGAAUGAGAACGAAGUUGGGGAUGGAAUCCAGCAGAAAAUCAAGGAAGGUGCUGUGAAACGAGAGGACCUCUUCAUUGUCAGUAAGCUCUGGUGCACAUUUCAUGAGAAGCCUCUGGUGAAGGAAUGCUGUCGGAAGACUCUUGCUGACCUGAAGCUGGAUUACCUGGAUCUCUACCUCGUGCACUGGCCUUUUGGGUUCAAGGCAGGAGAGGAGCUGUUUCCCAAAGAUGACAAAGGCAUGGGCAUAUUCAGCAACACAGAUCUUCUACAGACAUGGGAGGCCAUGGAAGAGCUGGUGGAUGCUGGCCUGGUGAAAGCCAUUGGAAUCUCCAACUUUAACCAUGAGCAGAUUGAAAGAAUCCUGAACAAGCCAGGACUGAAGUACAAGCCUGCAAACAACCAGAUUGAGUGUCAUCCAUACCUCAACCAGGAGAAGCUGAUCGAGUACUGUCAGUCCAAAGGGAUUGCUGUGACAGCAUACUGCCCACUUGGCUCUCCUGACAGGCCAUGGGCUAAGCCAGAGGAUCCUUCCCUUUUGGACGACCCCAGGAUCAAAGAGAUUGCAGCCAGGCACAACAAAACCCCAGCACAGGUUCUCCUUCGCUUCCAGAUCCAGAGAAAUGUGAUUGUGAUUCCCAAGUCUGUCACACCACAGCGCAUUGUGGAGAACUUCCAGGUGUUUGACUUUGAAUUGACCAACGAGGAGGUGGCAACUAUUCUCAGCUUCAACAGAAACUGGAGGAUCUGUCAAAUGAGCAUGUGCAAAAAUCACAAGGAGUACCCUUUCAAUGCAAAAUAUUGAAGAUGCUUGUGACAUGGAC